Penicillium maclennaniae is the source of this 552-nucleotide messenger RNA. RefSeq names its product ADP-ribosylation factor-like protein. Lineage: Eukaryota; Fungi; Ascomycota; Eurotiomycetes; Eurotiales; Aspergillaceae. The record is from RefSeq and is a predicted model, not a curated record. Gene Ontology annotation, biological process: protein transport. The coding region runs from base 1 to 552 and encodes 183 amino acids. Gene Ontology annotation, cellular component: lysosomal membrane. Gene Ontology annotation, molecular function: GTPase activity; GTP binding. The transcript has 6 exons.
AUGGCUGGGAUCUUUCGCACCAUCUAUGACUGGCUCUUGAGGAUGUUCUGGGCGACGGAGAUGGAUGUCACUAUGAUCGGCCUGCAAAAUGCCGGCAAGUCCUCCCUGCUGCGCGUGCUAGCGGGUGGUGAGUUCACGGUUGACUCCAUCCCGACCAUCGGGUUCAACACCAAACGUGUUCAAAAGGGCCAUGUCACCCUAAAAUGCUGGGAUUUGGGGGGUCAGCCCCGAUUCCGCCCGAUGUGGGAACGAUACUGUCGGGGCGUCAACGCUAUUGUAUAUAUCGUGGAUGCCGCCGACCGAACGGCCUUGCCGGCGGCCACUGAGGAACUGCAUGAGCUGAUGACCAAGCCCACAUUGGAUGGUAUCCCGCUCCUCGUCCUCGGUAACAAGUCUGAUCUUCCGGUCAAGCUGUCCGUGGAUGAGCUGAUCGAGGCGAUGGACCUCAAGUCGAUCACGCACCGUGAAGUCAGCUGUUACGGGAUCAGCGCCAAAGAAGAGACCAACCUUGACGCGGUCCUGCACUGGCUGAUUGCCCGCGCCAGUCGGUAA